AUGGCUGCAGUGAGCCUCAUCCAGACCCUGGAACAGGCGCCACAUGCGCUUUUACAACCCUCACCUGAUGUAGCUCUGAGCGCGAUCUCACUUGCCAAAGAACUACUUGACCCACUCGCCCAAGACAUCGCUCGAUUGCAGUCCACACGGCGAGAUGAGAACCGCAGAAAGAGGAAGAGAGGUGAGGAUGGACCGCAAGAAAACGUCCUCCAGUUGCGGACAGUCUAUACCCAAGGUCUGGCUGUGAAACAAAUUUGGGAACAGACAAGACGAGUACUCGAUGCAGCAUGCGCUGAGGUGGAGCGAGUGAUCCCUCAGCAGUCUCCAGAAGACCUAGACUCAGUCGACAAUGACCAGACAAACGACGAACACGACGGCACUGACGACCCAGAAGUUGAUGGCUUUGGCGACGAAGACGUCGAGGUUUCGGAUGACGAUGCGGACAGCCUUGAGAGCGAAGAGGAAGACGACGAGGACAACGAUAUGCUGGCUGAAGACGACAUGGACUAUGAUCAACCUAGCGAAGAAGAUCUUGCAGCUGCCGAUCAUGUCGAACUCGAGGAUGACAUGUCUGACGUUGACCACGGUCGCGACGAAACUUGGAAGCAGGACCCGAACGGCCUCAACGAUGGCUUUUUUUCAAUAGAUGAUUUCAAUCGCCAGUCACAAUUCCUUGAGCAGAUUGACACCCGUGGCGAUGACGAUAAUCCCUCUGAUGAGGACGAUGUUGACUGGGACGCUGAUCCGUUGGCGCAAUCUUUCUCCAAGCUCAAACGGUCUGACCAAGAGGAAGGCCAAGAAUCUGACGAUCCAGGCGAGGAAGAGGACGACGGGCCGACCUUUGGAGACGCCGACCUGAAUGCCCCAGACACGGAUGACGACGAGGAUGGUGAACAAGAGGGAUAUCUUGAGGAUGGCAUGCCGUCUCUGAACAAUACAAACGACAUUCGUUAUGCAGACUUCUUCGAACCUCCACCAAAAAAGCUCUCAAAAACCAAGCGCAUGCGAGCAUUGCCGAAGACACAGCCACCCAAAGCAGGUACAUCACAGAACGCCGACCUGGACCUAGACCAAGACGUUCAACGCGCCAUGAAUGAUGUCAAUCGCGACAUCUUCGCCAGCGAGUCCGAAGGGGAAGCUUCUGAUUCAGACGCAUCUGGACCACAAUCUCGCAAUUUAUCUACACACGAGAAGCAACGGGCUAAGAUAGCUGCGGAGAUCCGUCGUCUUGAAGCUGUGAGCGUUGCCAAGCGUGAUUGGACGCUCUCCGGCGAAGCCAGAGCAGCUGAUCGACCACUGAACUCUUUGAUCGAAGAAGAUCUCGAUUUCGAGCGCGCUGGGAAGCCUGUCCCGGUAGUCACCGCAGAAACGUCGGAAGAAAUCGAGCAAUUGAUCAAGCGACGUAUUAUUGCCCGCGAGUUCGACGAAGUGGUCCGCCGCCACCCCGACUCUAUCGGAUCCGCAGCCGAUCAGCGCCGAGGCCGUGUCGAAGUCGAUGACAGCAAGCCGCAGUCUGGCCUCGCAGAAAUUUAUGAAAACGAACAUCUCAAAGCCAAUGAUCCUAAUUACGUUGACCAGCGGUCUAGGGCAACGAAGAAACAACACGCCCAGAUCGACACCCUCUGGAAAGAGGUCUCCUACCAACUGGACUUGCUCAGCAACUUGCACUUCAAGCCCAAGCGCGUCGAGGCCGACGUCACAGUGGUGGAGGACAAGCCUCGUAUUGCAAUGGAGGAUGCGCGGCCAGCAGGCGAGGGCGUCGAGGAGCAGAGCAUGCUGGCGCCGCAGGAGGUGUAUCGGGCUGGUACAACGAAGACCGCGGGCGAGGUCAUAAGGAAGAGCGGGGCGGCAGUCAGUAAAGAGGAGAUGAGUAGGGAGGAGAAGCGCAGAAAGCGGAAUCGCGAAAAGGAGAGGGCGAAGAAGGGCAAGGUGAACCAGGGAGUGGAGACAGUGAAGCCAGGCAAAGAUGGUAAAGAGAAGAAGAGCAAGCGCGAGGAGAAGCGGGGGAUCCUAGAGGAGCUCAAAAAGGGCGGUGUCAAGGUCGUCGACAAGAAGGGCGAACUGCAGAGUCUCUUUAAAAAGACGCAGGAUAGGAGCGCGGCAUCGAGCUCGGCACUCAAGUUGUAG
Molecule: messenger RNA, 2127 nt
Organism: Cyphellophora europaea CBS 101466
Lineage: Eukaryota; Fungi; Ascomycota; Eurotiomycetes; Chaetothyriales; Cyphellophoraceae
Exons: 1
Coding region: 1-2127 (708 amino acids)
Biological process (GO): rRNA processing
Cellular component (GO): nucleus; Mpp10 complex; sno(s)RNA-containing ribonucleoprotein complex
Source: RefSeq, a predicted model, not a curated record